Messenger RNA from Pseudomassariella vexata, 714 nucleotides. RefSeq lists its product as uncharacterized. Lineage: Eukaryota; Fungi; Ascomycota; Sordariomycetes; Amphisphaeriales; Pseudomassariaceae. The record is from RefSeq and is a predicted model, not a curated record. The coding region runs from base 1 to 714 and encodes 237 amino acids. The transcript is spliced from 3 exons.
AUGCCGUCGGAGAGCGAGGCAUCAAUUUCGCUAUACAAUUCGCCGCCACAGCACGUUAACACCGGGACUGGAAGACCGAAGCAUUGCCCAGAUUGCAACAACUGCGUACAACUUCCCUUCGCACUACUGAGUACAGAACAACUACCAGACGGCUACUACUUCGACAAAUAUCAGCUUAUUGUCCCAAAAGAUUUUGCCAGCCCAGGUUCCGGCGGUGGCAGUGGUACUGGCAUCCCGGAUAUUCACACCGAUGACACGAGCUCCUCAAGCUCCAAUACAGAGGAAAAAAUGAGGGCAGGAGAUACCGAUAUCAUAACCAAUGCCUCAAGCGACACAAGCUUAGAUGCUCCAGAGGGUGCCCCAGAGUCAAUCCGCCCAAUCGCAAACAACGCCACUACCAAGGCUUCUCGUGGCAAAGUUGCUGCUACGCUUGAAGAUGCAAGCAAGGAUGAACCGGACGGCCAAGAUUCGAAUCCCACUAUAACCAUUGGCCCAUCAGAAGACGGGUGUGCCGCUUCGGUCGAUACUGUACGGCGGAGGAACCUUCGGGAGUCGGCGAAAAUUAACAACCAGCAGGCAGGGACGAGAGCAACAAAAAGGCCAUCAUCGCUACCGAAGAGAGGCAGUAGGACUGACAGUAACCUCGAAGGCCUUGCUAGGCAGAAAGAUCAGGUUAUUCCAUCCUCACAAGCUGCCAGGUAUAAACGCGAGUGA